CAGACAGCAGUCAAACGAGUGUGUCUACGACGACGGACGUACGUUCGAAUUCUCCCCUACGAUAGACAAACAAUGGCCGAUGAUAUUGAAGAGAGCUGGUUGAUUUCCUUAGUAGAAGAGAGGCCGGUGAUAUGGGACAGGACCAUUGCUGAGUACAAAGAUAAAGCCCGCACUUUUGAAGCUUGGAGGGAAAUAAGCGCAACGUUGAAUCAAGACUUCCCUAGUAUGACUAAUGGGGAGAAAAUUUUAUAUGGAAAAAAACUCACAAAAAAAUGGAACUCGUUGCGAGAUAGCUGGAUGAAGUGCCACAAAAAGUUACUCAAUAAAACUACAGAGGAAGCCAAAAAGGUUAAGAAGUAUUUUUUUUAUGAUCAAAUGAUAUUCCUAAGUAAAAUUGCACCUUCAUGGGGUCAUUCAAAUGACAUUAACAAUACCUAUGAGGAAAGGUGUGAUACUAGUGAAGAUGAAGAAGGUGAUCAUAGUAACAUACAAACAUCAUACAAAAAGAGAAAAAUUGAACCACCUGAGACUAGAAACGUUGUGUACUAUAUUGAUGAAGAGGAAGAUUCAAUUCCAACUCCAAAUAAGAAGAAAAAAAUUGAAAUGGAAAUGUCACAGAUGAAAGAUUACGUAUCAAACGAAGUGGAUUCUAGGUUAUUGAAAUUUAUAAAUUCAAUUCAAGAUAAAGAGAAAUGUAGUCCGGUUAUGUCGUUUUUUAAAGGGAUCGAGCCGACUGUUGCAAAGUUUGACGAGACAGACUUAGUGGAGUUUCAGUAUGAAGUGUUGAGCGUCAUUAGAAAUAUCCAGCAGAAAAAUUAUUCAAUGAAAUAAAUAUAUCGCUAAGUGCUUUUCUAUCAGCUAAAGUCGGCUGAAGUUCGACUGUCUUCUAAAAGUUGGAAAAUAGGACUCUUUUAUGGAAAAUCUUAAAAGA
Maniola jurtina (meadow brown) is the source of this 931-nucleotide messenger RNA. RefSeq lists its product as uncharacterized. NCBI's taxonomy places the organism in Eukaryota, Metazoa, Arthropoda, Insecta, Lepidoptera, Nymphalidae. The transcript has 2 exons. The record is from RefSeq and is a predicted model, not a curated record. Bases 73 to 831 code for a protein of 252 amino acids.